This is a messenger RNA of Erigeron canadensis, 1875 nucleotides long. Its product is annotated as nitrate regulatory gene2 protein-like. The coding region runs from base 1 to 1875 and encodes 624 amino acids. The transcript has 4 exons. The record is from RefSeq and is a predicted model, not a curated record. Lineage: Eukaryota; Viridiplantae; Streptophyta; Magnoliopsida; Asterales; Asteraceae.
AUGGGUUACGCCCUUUCAAGAUUUGUGGACGAACAACUUGAUAUACCGCCUAAUUCUUCACGUUCUGAUUCUGAUUUGAGUUCCGAUUUUCAUGGUCAUGACAAUGGUCAUCUUCAUGGCAGAGGACCAAUGCCAAUUCCGCCGUAUGAUCAACCUGUAAUGCCAUAUCAGCAGCAGCCUCGUCCUUGGGAAUUAACUGACCCGUAUGUGUUGCAAUAUAGACCUCCUCCUCCUUUUUGGGGGAUCAUGUAUCAAGAGAAUUUUGUUUCUAAUUACAAUAAUAAAUAUAGUUAUAAUAAUAAUGGGGGCAACCCGGUUUCAAAAAAUCAGUAUGCUUAUUAUCUGAAAAAAACUGCCUCAGCUACCCGUACUACUGUGAUUCAACCGGAGGAAACAAGGGGAUGGGUUGAGGAUGCAUAUGAUAAUACGGAAUACAUGUUUAAAUAUGGGUAUGAUGAUGAUGAUGAGUCGUCAUUGGGUACUAGUAGUCCAUAUUCCAGAAUGCGGGAGGAGGGGUUUCCUGAGUGGGAAGAAGAACUAACAGAAACCGAGUCUCAUACAUGUAGUACAAGGAGAAUAAUUUUAUGUGAUGAACACAAUGAAGGCAAUUCUAGUUCUUCAUGGAGUAGUUUUUCAAAAAGAAUACCAACUUAUGGGAAAAGACAACGUAGCAUGGAUGAUGAGGGUAAAAAACCGAAAACUUUUGAUAUAGAUGAUGUGGGGUACUCAACAACACAAAAGAUUGAUGAAUCCUCUAUGCCAUUUGCUCAUGCGGCUUCUCGGGAUCUUCAUGAGGUAUUUAAUGAAAUCAAGGAUGAAUUCGAGGCUGCUUUUAGUUACGGGGAACAGGUUGCCUUGAUGCUUGAAGCUGGCAAGCUGCCUUACCAAUCAAAGUCUCAUGUUCUUAAGGUGAUGUUAUCCAAGAUUCUCUAUCCUUCCUCGACAUUUUCAAGCUCUAGGUCUCGAGUUACAAAGCUUGCAGGAUCCUAUGAUGUGUAUGAUGUCCCGGACAAUAGAUCCCUUAACCCUUCUUCUACUUUGGAGAAGCUAUAUAUGUGGGAGAAGAAGUUAUACCAGGAAGUAAAGGAUGGAGAGAGGUUAAGAGUGAAGUACCAAAGAAUGUUCAGGAGGUUGACUGAAUUGGAACCAUGCAGAGCAAAUUCUAGUAGAAUCGAUGCUGCACGGGCUUCUAUAGACAGGUUGAUUACUAAACUUGAUAUAUCUAUGAAAGAUAUUGAUGCCAUAUCUAGCGAGAUACACAAAGUGAGGGACAUGGAACUGGAGCCACAAGUCAGUGAGCUGAUCUACGGACUGAUAAGAAUGUGGCAAUCAGUUGUGAAAUGUCACCAAAAGCAGCUUGAAGCCAUCAUGGAGAGCAGAAGUUGGACUUUAAGGGCUAAUACCAACAUGGAAAGAGAUUCAAGCUUGAGAACCACACUUGAGCUCGAAACAGGACUUGUAACUUGGGCCCAGCACCUUAAUAACUGGAUUAAUGCUCAGAAAUCAUUUGUGGAUUCCUUAAACGGGUGGUUACUACAAUGCAUUGAUAAUGAACCCGAAAUAACCAUUGAUGGUGGUGAGGUUCCUUAUUCCCCGGAUUGGUUAGGAGCUCCUCCAAUUUUCAUCAUUUGCAACGAUUGGCAGUGGGAAAUCAAUGGUGUUUCACAAGAACAAGUCUCCAUAGCGAUGAAUAACUUUGCUAUGAUCUUAAGGCAAUUGCUGGAGAGACAAGUGGAUCUGGAUUCUAAAAAAGCUAUGAGGUUAGUUAAAAAUGUUGGUUCAGAUAGUUUACAAGGUGGUCUAAUUCCUAUUUUCAAGGCGCUAGAGAAUUUUUGCCAUGACAUUUUAAAAGCUCAUAAGCACGUAAAAGUGUAA